Molecule: messenger RNA, 5192 nt
Organism: Rattus norvegicus (Norway rat)
Lineage: Eukaryota; Metazoa; Chordata; Mammalia; Rodentia; Muridae
Source: RefSeq, a predicted model, not a curated record
AAAUAGAAAGGAGCGUUUCUUCUGCUAAAUAUGAAGCUUUGCAGGCACUAUGUACAGCCUGUUGAAUAGCCUUGGAUUGAGAGAGAGAGAGAGAGAGAGAGAGAGAGAGAGAGAGAGAGAGAGAGAGAGAGAGAGAGAGAGAGAGAGGAAGAGGAAGAGGAAGAGGAAGAGAGAGGAAGAGGAGAGGAGAGAGAGAGCGCGCGCUGCUCACCCACUAGAAAACGGAAAUGUUCAAUGUGUUCAGAAACGCUUGCAUAUUUCAUUCUGACAACUCACUACCAUAUUUUCCAACAUGAAAACGGAGCUGGAUCGGUGCACAGAUCAGUAGCAUCCUCAUUGGAGUGGCUGUCACAUGAAUUCUUUGGAGAUUUCUGGAGAAAAGAGAAAGAAACUGAAACGGCAUGAAUGAAUUAAUCAUCCCUGUUAUCACAGCAUCUGCAGAGGAUCUGAUUAAGAGCUUCUAUCAGCACUGGAUAAAACAGUAGGUUUGUAUUUUAUUCUCUCUCUCAUGCUCUUCUUCAAUGUAUAUCUGAAAAAGUCUCAGAAAAAAAAAAGAACCACCAAAGUAAGUCAUCUUUGGACAGUGGCAGAGCCACCCUGCACUGAAGCAAACCUUUCUUCUGUGUGAUCCAGACUUCUCUCCCUCAAAAGAACAUAAAAUGUCCUUCCAAACACCUGUACAGUGAUGACUAUCAUAUGGGAAUUUGAAAAGCUGAAGUAUGACAUAGUUAUGAAUCAAGUGAGAAAUAUCCAAUUUCCAUGAUGUCCUGGAAAGCCUUACCACAAAAUAAACAAGAGGAGAAAAUUUGAACAACUUUUCAUGUGUGCUUACACAAUGGAGUUCUGUAAUUGUGUAUACAAAUCUGACGCAUAAAUACAGCCAGUUUUUUUUAAAGCUCCCAAAUCAUAUGUAGAGGCUAACAAUUGUGGCAAAAGGUUGUUUUAUACUCUGUCUUUCUGACCCACUGACUUGUGGACAGUACAGAAGUUACUGUGGAUUUAGAUUUUGAAUGACCAGUAGGCAAAGACAAUUUCUCUGGAAAUAAUCAUGACUGAUAAUUUUACAUGUAACAAGACAGAUGGAGACAAUACAGAUUUCCGGUACUUCAUUUAUGCAGUGACAUACACUGUGAUUCUUGUGCCAGGUCUCAUAGGGAAUAUAUUAGCUUUGUGGGUAUUUUAUGGCUAUAUGAAAGAAACCAAAAGGGCUGUGGUGUUUAUGAUAAACCUAGCCAUUGCUGACUUAUUACAGAUUCUCUCUUUGCCACUGAGAAUCUUUUACUACUUGAACCACGACUGGCCAUUUGGUCCUGGUCUCUGCAUGUUUUGUUUCUACCUGAAAUAUGUUAACAUGUAUGCCAGCAUCUACUUCUUGGUCUGUAUCAGUGUGCGAAGGUUUUGGUUUCUUAUGUACCCCUUUCGUUUCAAUGACUGCAAGCAGAAAUAUGACUUGUAUAUCAGCAUUGUUGGCUGGCUGAUCAUCUGCCUUGCCUGCCUACUCUUUCCUCUCCUCAGAACCAAUGAUGAUACCCCAGGUAACAGAACCAAAUGCUUUGUGGAUCUUCCUAUCAGGAAUGUCAAUCUGGCCCAAUCUGUUGCCAUGAUAACUAUUGGAGAGGUGGUUGGGUUUAUUACUCCUCUUAUGAUUGUUCUAUACUGUACCUGGAAGACAGCUUUGUCAUUACAAAAUAAAUAUCCCAUUUCUCAGCAUCUUGGAGAGAAAAAGAAAGCCCUGAGGAUGAUUCUGACCUGUGCAGCGGUGUUUCUAAUUUGCUUUGCACCUUAUCACUUCAGCUUUCCUUUAGAUUUCCUAGUUAAGUCCAAUGAAAUCAAAAGCUGCUUAGCCAGAAGAGUGAUUCUAAUAUUUCAUUCUGUGGCCCUGUGUCUGGCAAGUCUAAACUCCUGCCUUGACCCAGUUAUAUAUUAUUUCACCACUAAUGAGUUCAGAAGACGUCUUUCAAGACAAGAACUGCCUGAUAGCAUCCAACUCCAAACAAAAUCAUAUAAAAUUGUGAAUAACCAUGGCGCCUCUCCCACGGCAGCUGAACUGUGCUAAAUAAAACCUGAAACUGAAUGUGGCCUUGAAUGCCACAUCCCCAUCAAGACAGUCUUCAUAGAAAAUACUCAUAACCUUUCAGUGUGCUCUAUAUUACGUACAUGGAGAAUGCACAUACUUAUGACAAUACCUGUUAGAAUAUUAUGUUUCAUUUUCAUUGCUGGUGACAUGUCCGUGCAGUAACGCCAGACCAGGUCUUUGAGACUUAAGUGGUAAAGUUUUGAUAAUGCUCUGUGCACAUAUGCUCUGAGCUAGACUCAUCAGCUUUAUCUGUGAACCUAAGUCACAAAGAGAUUACUAUCUCAAGCCCAGUUUAAGCACUGAGUUUUUUACCUCAGAUGCUGAAUCUCUAUUUAAAAUGUGUGCAAUGGUCAAUUUGUAGUAGUGAUCACAGUUUGCAUUCCAAAAACAUAUUUGGUUGUGCUUCAUUAAAGUGAGGUGGGCAAUACUUUAUGUACACACAAUGUUACAAAAAUAGGGUUAUUUUUAUCUCCCACGUGUGAUUCCAUUAAAGGAUUUGAAACUCCAAUGCUUGAUUUCUUCAGUUAGCGUCAAUGUGAAACAUCAUCUGUCAUGUUAGUUGUUGAAUGAAAUUCUGAAAUCAGGAUUGGGUACACUUAAAAUAAGAACAACAUCCAUAACACACAAUAAUCCUCUGCAAUUGUAUAAAAUGCUACAUUGAAUAUUCCCAAGGCAGGUAGUUUUCUACAGUUAACCCAGCAUGACUCAGUUGCCCUUUAUGCUUUAGAGAAAGGAAAGAGGUGCCAACCACAAGGCUCUCUGAAACUAGUUCCAAAGAACACCUUCAGAAAUGUAUGAACCUGUCUAGGAGAGGGAUAGUUUUUCAUCAUAACUUAGAAUUACAUUGAAGAAAUCUGACAGGUUAUUACUGAAAUAAACAGUGUGCCAAUUAGUCACUAAGCUUGGGCAGAGUGAAAAUAUGAACCAAAGUGAAGCAUAAGACUUAAAAUUACUAUUGUCCUUCAUAAAUUCCCCAAGGUAAAUGGUGCCUAUCUAGGCAUCUACAAAAGCCAGAGUAAGACACAAAGAUACUGGUCUUCUUAAGUCUACAUUUUUUAGAUAGGUUAUAUGAUUAUUAUGACUACUAAGCAUAUACGGAUUACCUCUCAAAAACUGUGGAAAGCAAUUCUUUCACCUUUUGAGAAGAGCGUACAUGAUUCCAGUAGCCUUACACAUUCCUUACAAAAACUUUGUCUACUACCAGUUUAGACUACUGAGCAGGAAGAACUCUGGUAUGUGACAGUAAUGUGACAGUACUGGAAUAUUCUGAAGCAUGAUAUACAUUGUAAAUAAGAUUACUUUAAAAAAAUCCUUCAAUAGAGAAUGGGGAGAAAACACUCUUCUUUACAUUGAGCAAAUACAGAAAUCAAACAAGACAUAUAUGUAUAUAUGCAUACAGUGCAGUUUUAGGUAUAUAAGUUAAUGAUACUGCAUGUCUUUGGGGAAAUUCAUUAAAUCGACAUGAAUUUUAGCUUGUAAAACUAGUGAGAAACUUCUAAAGUUUGGUCUGAGUAAGUAACAAAAAAGUAUUGUUUAUGUUUGUACAGUUUAUGAAAAUAAUGGAUUAGGAAAAUGAGUUUGUGCUGCUAGCAAAAGUAUAUUUAUAUAUUUCCUAGUUAUUCUUUGUAAUGUACAUGUGUUUUGAUGUAUUAAAUAAGUGUUAACUUUUGUUUUCAAAAGAGAAACUAUAAAUGUGUGUGGUCUAUUUGUUUAGAAGUGAUUUCUAGUUGACUGUAAUUUGGUAUUGUAAUGAGAUUACGAGUAAUCAUUUGUGAAACUAUGAAACAAUUGUGGGUGCUUGAAAUAGUGCUCAUAGUACUCAUACUUAAAAUAGCUAUGCUUACCAUUUCUUGUAGCAUGAGUUACACUUUUUAAAGUCACUUUGAGAGAUCACUAAACUUUUUCUAACAUUGAUUCUACUAUACUCGUACCAUUUUUAAGGGAAAGGAAAUGCUCCUAGGACAUUAUUAACCAUUGUAGAGUGGCUGAGAGUCCAGCUCACUUGUUAAAUAGUCCUCUGUCAUUUAGCGGUAAGUCAAGUGUCUAAUGGUUUUAUGCUAUUUCUCUACCCAGACCUGUCUAUCUGGGUUUGUAUUCAGCAUCUGAAUACUGAAUCAGAAUCAUUUCCUGAUUCUUCAUCUUCCUCAUCAACACAUUUGAAUUUUGCUUUACCCCCUUCUGAUCAACUUAUUCACAAUAAGGUGCUAAUUAUAAUGUUAACUUCAUAUCCAUUUACCAAGAUAUAUCUGAAGUUCAUACCUUAGAAAUAGGCAUUAACACAAAGUGGUGAAAUUCAAAUGGAGCGAUUUCAGGCACAGGGAGCUGUGGUGGAGGGGAAGACAUUGUAAAGUAAGUGAGCCUUACAGCAAUCUUUUCAAAUAAUGCAUUAUAAAUACCCAUCUACUUCAGUUGCCAUUGUAAGGAUGCUAAAUUCCAAGAAAUAGCUCCAUAAACAUUUUACAGAUUUUCGCUUGAGAUUUUUUCUUUUACCCUUUCCCUCUUCUAACACUGGACUUAAGUUUUCAGAGAAUAAAAACUAACAUUGGAGAGAAAUAGUGCUUCAUCUACCCCAAGUAGCUGCUUCUUUAUUGAGAUUCCAUUCUCCUUGGAAAAUCUUUUCUUCAAAUCGCUUAUUUAUCAUUUUGAGUUCCAUACGAUUGAGUUCAAAGAGAAUCUGAAUUAUGACAGUGUAUAAUUAAAGAUAAAUCAUCUCAUAUUACUUUUGUAAAGUUGUGAAUUUUUUGUCUCAAAAUUAAUCAAUUAUUUUAAUAAGAAAAUUUGAAUAUAGAUUGUCUUAAUGCUAAUAAUAUUGCCUUUAUUGCUGCCUUUAUUAUUUUAAUGAAAUUGUUUUUAUGUUACAUGUUUUCAUUUUCAUGUAAUAAACCAGCAAAUCCUAUUAAUCAGUAGUUUAUGAAGAGGAGCCAUUUGGCCAAUGAAUAACAGACCAACUUACCAUGCUCUGUGAGGAUUCACCAGUGGAACUCUGCACAACUUAAUUUUUAUGCCACCUUUUGGGUUAACUUCCAAGAUACUGUGAAAUGUUGUUAUUGGAGUUUAUUUACAGCUCUUAUUUAUCAUAUGGAUUUUAAUAAUAAAGUUUAUCUCUGUAAUUAAA